AUGAAGGAUGAUGUUGACCCGUUUUCCGCAGGAGAGCAAGGCUACUUUCCGUCUGAUGAAGAACGUAUGACAUUACGGCGCGUCCCCGAAAAACUGAGCUGGGCUAUUUUCUCCAUUGGUAUCUGUGAGCUGGCUGAGCGGUUUAGCUUCUACGGUGCGACGCAGGUAUUCUCAAACUUUGUGAACAGGCCGAGGCCCUAUAUUGACGGUCAUGUUUCCGCGUCUGGAGCUGCCAAGCAUUUAAAUACCCCUUCUGGUGCUCUGGGUCUGGGGACCCAGGUUGCUAACGGUUUGGUGACAUUCAACCAGUUCUGGUGCUACAUUACUCCAUUGUUAGGUGCAUACGUGGCUGAUGUUUACACAAAUCGCUUCAAUGCACUUUGUAUUGGUGUUGGUUUCUCGAUGGUUGGUCACAUUUUGCUUGUCGUCUCUGCCAUUCCUACUGUCUUGGAUGAUUCUCACGGUUCUCUGGCGUGUUUUAUCAUUGCGAUGAUUAUCAUGGGCUUUGGUACAGGAUUUUUCAAAAGCAAUUGCUCUGUUUUGAUUGCCGAUCAAAUCCGUUUCAAGCAACAAACGGUUGUCACAUUAGCUACAGGGGAGAAGGUUAUCAUUGACCCUGCACUCACUUUGCAGCGCCUUUAUCUUUGGUUCUACCUGAUGAUCAAUAUUGGAUCCUGCGCGGGCGAACUCGGUAUGGUGUAUGCAGAAAAAUGGGUUGGCUUCUGGCUUGCGUACUUGCUUCCAACGCUAGUAUUCACCAUUCCUAUCCCUGUGCUUUGGUUUGGUCGUAACUUCUAUGAUGUAUCUCCGCCGAAUGGAUCCGUCCUUUCGCAAGCUGUGAAAGCAUGGGGUCUUGUCAUUCGCAAGAACUGGAGCUGGAAUCCCGUUCGUCUCAUCCGAAAUGCGCAGUCGCCUAGUUACUGGGACUGCGUGAAACCAUCACUCCUCACCGAGUCGGAGCGCAGACCUUGGAUGGGCUAUGAGGAUGUCUGGAUUGAUGAACUUCGCCGUGGAAUCAAGGCGUGUGCUAUAUUUCUUCUUUUCCCCCUGUACUGGCUUUGUUACAACCAGAUCGUCAACAAUCUUAUCGUCCAGGCAGGUCAAAUGAACAUUGGCUCUACUCCAUCGGAAAUCGUAUCCGUGCUGGACCCUAUCUUUGUCAUUAUCUUCGUCUUUGUGUUCAACACAGGUGUAUACCCCCUUAUGACAAAGAUGAAACUUCCCUUCACUCCUAUUAAGCGCAUCACUGUCGGAUUUUUCUUCGCUUGUGCUGCUAUGAUUUGGUCUUCGGUUCUACAACACUACAUAUACAUUCGUAACCCAUGUGGCAACAGAGUGGGUGACGACAUCGUUAUCAAUGGCAAUAACUGCAGCACUUCAUACGCAAACAUAUCAGUGUGGACACAAGCAGGGUCUUAUGCACUGGUGGCUGUAAGUGAAAUUCUGGCAUCGGUGACCUCCAUGGAGAUUGCUGUGCUGAUGGCACCCAACAAUAUGCGCUCGAUCAUUAUGGGUGUUAGUCUGUUUACAACGGCCUUUGCGUCUGCGAUCGGUGAGGCUUUCACGCCUCUAUCAGUCAACCCUUUGUUUGUCGUCAACUAUGCCGUCUUGGCUGGUUUGGCCUUUGUUGGCGGCAUCCUCUUCUGGAUCUUCUUCUACAAGCUUGACCGGAAGCAAGAGGAAAUGAACUUGAUUGGCCAGCAAGGUUCCCAUGAAACCAAAGAGGACAGCCAUUCCGGCCGUGAACCAUCACUCUCUCUAAUGGAAAAGCCACACACGGACCUCCAUCCCUAA
Malassezia sympodialis ATCC 42132 is the source of this 1794-nucleotide messenger RNA. RefSeq lists its product as uncharacterized. Gene Ontology annotation, molecular function: transmembrane transporter activity. Gene Ontology annotation, biological process: transmembrane transport. Lineage: Eukaryota; Fungi; Basidiomycota; Malasseziomycetes; Malasseziales; Malasseziaceae. The record is from RefSeq and is a predicted model, not a curated record. Gene Ontology annotation, cellular component: membrane.